AUGCGCAGUACCCUCCGCUCAAUCAUCAUGGCUUCGUUCGACGUUUCCCAGGCCAAGGCCUACUUUGUCCUCGGCGGCCCCGGUGCGGGCAAGGGCACCCAGUGCGCCAAGCUCGUCGAGGAGUUUGGCUUUACCCAUCUGUCGGCGGGCGACCUGCUCCGGGCAGAGCGUGAUUCUGGCUCCGAGGCAGCCGAGCUCAUCAACGACUACAUCAAGAACGGACUCAUUGUGCCGAUGGAGAUCACCAUCGGCCUGCUGAAGACCGCCAUGGAGUCGGCGGCCAACCCGGCUGGCUACCUCAUCGAUGGCUUCCCGCGCGCCGUCGACCAGUUUGAGGCCUUUGAGGCCACGGUUGUCCCCGCCCAGUUCUGCCUCUACUUCAAGUGCACCGAGGAUGUGCUCGAGCAGCGCCUGCUGGAGCGCGGCAAGACGUCCGGCCGCGUCGACGACAACAUCGAGGCCAUCAAGAAGCGCUUCCGCGCCCAGUCCCGCUGCCACGAGAUCGACUCGACCCGGACCGUCGACGAGGUCUUUGCUGACGUCCGCGCCAAGUUUGCCUCGACCUCGGCGUAG
This is a messenger RNA of Thecamonas trahens ATCC 50062, 573 nucleotides long. Its product is annotated as adenylate kinase isoenzyme 1. Gene Ontology annotation, biological process: CDP biosynthetic process; UDP biosynthetic process. NCBI's taxonomy places the organism in Eukaryota, Apusomonadida, Apusomonadidae. Gene Ontology annotation, cellular component: nucleus; cytoplasm. The record is from RefSeq and is a predicted model, not a curated record. Bases 1 to 573 code for a protein of 190 amino acids. Gene Ontology annotation, molecular function: UMP kinase activity; ATP binding. The transcript is spliced from 3 exons.